CAGAGCACUCCAUGUUCUCCUGGCUUUCCUCUUGGCUCCCUGUGAGCCUUCCCAAGCUGUGGCUAUGGGCAGCUUCCCUCGCCCUGACCGUGGGCCUGAUCCAACUGACCCGGCUCCUGACCAGGAGGCAGAGGCUUCUCCAAGCCCUAAAGAGCUUCCCUGGGCCACCCACCCAUUGGCUCUUUGGGCAUGCUAAGGAGAUCAAGAAAGAAGGAGGAUUGGACAAGGUUCUGUCAUGGACCAAAAUUUACCCCUGUGCUCACCAGCUGUGGAUGGGGAAUUUUAUCGGUUUCCUGAACAUCUAUGACCCUGACUACACCAAGGCUGUGUACAGUCGAGGAGAUCCCAAGGCCCUCGACGUAUAUGGUUUUUUCUUACCAUGGAUUGGGAAGGGGCUACUGGUCUUGGAUGGGCCCAAGUGGUUUCAGCACCGGAAAUUGCUCACCCCUGCCUUUCACUCAGAGGUCCUGAAGCCAUAUGUGGACCUGUUUGUGGAGUCUACCAAAGUCAUGCUGGACAAAUGGGGCAAGAAGAUUCAGACAGACAAGUGUGUGAAUAUCUUCCCAGAUGUGGGCCACAUGGCUCUGGACACUCUGAUUAAAUGUAUCUUUGGAAGGAGCAGUGGGAGCCAGACAGAGAGUGACAUCAAAUACUUUCAAGCCAUUGGGGAACUCACCUUGUUGAUGCAACAGCGAAUGGCAACCUUCCAGUAUCACAAUGACUUCUUCUACUAUUGGUUCACGUUUCAUGGUCGAAAGUUCCUUCAGGCUUGCAAGGUUGCUCAUGAUCACACUGACCAGGUGAUCAGGGCCAGAAGGGCCCUCCUGAAGGAAGAGGAAGAACAAGAGAAGAUCCAGGGAAAGAAACGCCUGGAUUUCCUAGACAUUCUUCUUGGGGCUGGAGAUGAGAGCAAGACUAAGUUGUCAGAUGCAGACCUACGAGCUGAGGUGGACACAUUCAUGUUUGAGGGUCACGACACCACCACUAGUGGCAUCUCCUGGUUCCUGUACUGCAUGUCCCUUCACCCAGAGCACCAGCAACGAUGCCGGGAGGAGGUCCAACAAAUCUUGGGAAAUCGUGAUACCCUCCAGUGUGAAGACCUGGGAAAAAUGACUUACCUUACCAUGUGUAUCAAGGAGAGUUUCCGCCUCUAUCCUCCGGUGCCCCAGGUAUACCGCCAGCUCAGCAAGCCUGUAACCUUCAUGGAUGGGAAGUCACUACCUGAAGGCAGCCUGAUCUCUCUCCACAUCUAUGCACUACACAGGAACCCAAGCGUGUGGGACAAGCCUGAGGUAUUUGACCCCCAGCGCUUCUCUCUAGAGAAUUCCUCGACUCGUCACCCCUAUGCAUUCAUGCCCUUCUCGGCUGGGCCCAGGAACUGUAUCGGGCAACAGUUUGCCAUGAUGGAGAUGAAGGCGGUCACAGCACUCUGUCUCCUUCACUUUGAGUUUUCUCCAGAGCCUUCGAGGCCACCCAUCAAACGCCUUCAGCUUGUCCUGGGCUCUAAGAAUGGCAUCUACCUUAACCUGAAGAAGCUGACCUAGGAAGGAGCAGAGCCUGGAGCUCUGUCUUGUGCACUGGCUGGGGAUGGGGUAGGGACAGGGCUGGGGGUGCUGAAGUUCGUUUGCAGAUGCACAUUGAAUGUGACCCUUAUGGGAGCUUACAAUCCAAAACAGGAAGGGAGAUAGACACAGGUCUUAGGGUAUUGGUUUUUCUUUUUACUUGGACACACACAUAUAGCUAUAUAUGCAAGAAAUACCUUCUAAUGAUAUAGAAACACGUAUCGUACCAUUUUGUACCAGUUUUCAAGAACUCUUUGAGGUUUGUAGUUCAAGCUCUUCAUAUUACAGGGGAGGAAACUGAGGCUGUGAGAUACUCAACCUUCUUUCAAAGCCUGGUACAGGUGCCAUCUCCCAGAGAAAGCCUGUUCUGAUCUCCCUAAAUGUUAGCACUUAACCUCUCUAAUGUAUAUUGUCUGAUUUUUGAAUACACUCAGGAGUUACUUAUGGACGUUUUGUAUCCCCCAGUACACUGAAACCUUUCAGAGGACAGGGCCUGAUUCAGUUUUGUCUUUGUACUUCCAGUACUUAGCACAGUGCCUGGCACAGAGAAGAACCCGAUCAAUGUUUCCAAAGUAAAUUGGCUAGAGAACAGUAUGGACAAAGGCAGAGAGGCUGGAGAGCACUGGGUGUCUGCAGGUGCAAGGAGCUCAGUUUGGCUGGAGCUUGGACAGCAUGGUCUGUCCACAUGAGGGGUGGUCUUGGGAUGAGGAAUAAUAGUAAUAAAAAGAGCUAAAUUUAUAUAUCA
Messenger RNA from Dromiciops gliroides (monito del monte), 2307 nucleotides. Its product is annotated as cytochrome P450 4B1-like. Gene Ontology annotation, molecular function: iron ion binding; heme binding; oxidoreductase activity, acting on paired donors, with incorporation or reduction of molecular oxygen. The record is from RefSeq and is a predicted model, not a curated record. Bases 12 to 1544 code for a protein of 510 amino acids. The transcript has 12 exons. Lineage: Eukaryota; Metazoa; Chordata; Mammalia; Microbiotheria; Microbiotheriidae.